AGGUAGCUACCAGAAAGGACAAACUUCAUGUGCUGCCUGGAUAUCCAAAAAAAUUCUCCCAAAAAGGAUUUACUAUUUAACAUGGAUACUAUUUGAACAGGUGCCCGCACAUUUUGGGAUUUGCUACAUUCGAUUGGGAUUCUAAGCUGCUCGAGGAGUCAUGGAAGGUCUUGAAGCAACGCGCGAAUGACAUGUCUUUGAUGGAAAUUUCUGCUGAGUGGUAACGAUCCAGCAUGUAGCAGAGUCCUGUCACUCCUGGGAACAGUCCGACCACAUAAUGGGGAAUUCAUACGCAGGGCAACUGAAGUCUGCUCGAUUUGAGGAGGCUCUCCACAACUCGAUUGAGGCGUCGCUGCGUUCGAACAGCGGGGAUCCACAGCCCAUCUUCACACAGCUCUACUUAGAACCGGAUCCGUAUCCUGGUAACGGGGAAGCUGAUGCAAAGUCAAAAGCUGGCGUUGGACUCCAUGGUGGAGAGCACCCAGGGCACGAGCUCAUGAAUGGCAACUCUUCCAAUGACCUGGAGGAGCUGGAGGACGAUGACGACUCGGACAGCAGCAGCCCUCCGCUUCCCUACCUGCAGGCUCCUGCCCCAGAUGGCUGCUGCACCCUGGAUGGCUUCUGUCAGGCCGGGAAGGACCUCCGCCUGGUCUCCAUAGCAACAGAGCCCAUUGAAGUCCCGGCAGGCUUUGAGCUGGUCGGUGCCAAGUCCCCCACCAUCCCUGAGCACAUCUUGGUGUGCGCUGUGGACCGCCGCUUUUUGCCUGACGAGAAUGGGAAAAAUGCACUUUUAGGUUUUUCAGGAAACUGUGUGGGCUGCGGCGAAAAGGGUUUCAGAUACUUCACUGAGUUUUCCAAUCACAUAAACCUGAAACUUUCCACACAGCCCAAAAAGCAGAAGCACUUAAAAUACUACCUGGUGAAGAAUUCUCAGGGUGCUCUGUGCAAAGGACCGCUUAUCUGCUGGAAAGACGGUAAAACACGUCAGUUCCCCAGCACUGCAUCAACCUCGAAACCCGGCUCAUCCUCCUCUCUUAGCAGUAAAGAAAACGGAGGUGCCAGUGGACACAGCUCCUCUCCCUUUUCCCUUUCAGAUUCUCCACCAACCAGAACAACACAAGCAUCCUCUGUCUUUUUUGGGAACCAGGAAUGCAGUUUCCUCAAACCUCUGGCCUCCAUGCCUGGAAACAAGACUCUACCAAUAGUACCCACAGCUCUUCGGGUCAAUGUGCCAACAAAUAGCAUGGCUGUUGAUGGGCGCUCUCCCUUACUCAGUCCAUCCCAGGUUUCCUUAGGGCCUCAAAGUCAGGGGUAUCGUACUGCUGAUUUAGGAGACAGUCCCGUAUUGUCUGCUAUGAACUCCGGUCCUCCAAAGAAGCGCCACCGGAGCUGGCAUCCCAGCUCGUUGCUCCCAGUUCCACCAACAGCUGUCCCUGUACCAGCUAUUCGACCAAUAGUUUGUUCUCCGGGGCCGGUAUUAGGAGUAUCCUCACCUCAGCCACCCGUAGUAGGCGUCAUUCAGCCCCAGCCUGUCACCGUUGGAGAGACCGUCAUCGUGCCCGACAACCUCCUCAGCUCUGCGGGAGUCCGCCCCGUCAUCCUCAUUGGCCAUGGCACUUUGCCUUACUUCUACGGAAACGUUGGUGAUAUAGUGGUGAGCCCCCUGCUGGUCAGCUGCUAUAAGAGCAGCCAACUGUCAGAAAAAACCCUGGAGGCUCUGGGCCUCAACAGCAGCCGGUUACUCAGCGUGGAGACGAUGAUUCUGCUCACUUUACAGUAUUUUGCACGUUUAGGUUCAGACCAAAUUCCUCUGAGGGAGGAAUUGGAGCAGAUAGUCUUGAAGGCCAUGCUGUGCUGUCCCGGGGGUCCUGCCAUCUCCCCCCUCCAGCUACCCUGGCUGGCUCGGCUGGAAGCGAGCGUCUCGGGAGGCAGCGUCCAAGUCGUGGUUACACAUAACUCUUUGGGCGAAGGCAUUUCUGAGUCGCUGCGUUCUCUUGCUGAGGGUCCUCAUCAUCAGCAGUGCCUGCCAACCUAUGUGGUCAUAAUAUGUGCCUCUAAAAUGAGUGGCAGCGAGUUCUGUGUGAUUGUGUUGGGAAAGUAUCAAGCAAGGGCCUUAGCAGAAGGGAUGCUGACAACCAAUGAAUUUCUGAAGGAAAUCAGCUAUGAGCUCAUCACAGGAAAAGUCAGUAUCUUGGCAUCUCACUUCAGAACAACCUCUCUGGGGGACAAUCUCGACAAGCAGCUGGUGCGAUACCAGCGCAAGCGGAAAGGACAGGUCGUCCAGCCCUUUCAGGGCGAUGUCACUGACAAUAUCCACUCCCAGGAAGCUGCCAGCAUGUCACCACUAUCAAACUCAGAUCUUUUUAGUAAGGGCUUCCAAAUCUAUCCGGCCCAGCUUAAUGUGGCUCGUAGCCUUCUCUCUCAAGUGUGCUCCAUCGCGGAUUCAGGGACACAGAGCCUCGACUUGGGGCGAUUUUGUAAGGUGGACUUUCUUGUUUUGGUCCCGCCAUCUCACAUUCUGGUGCACCAGACAGCACAACGCAUCCGACAAUCAGGAGUGCUUGUGGACCUGGGAAAUGAAGACCCCUCCACAGCCCACCUGAAAUCAGACAAAUAUGUGGUGCGUCUUGACGGUGAUGUUCACGCCAAGAUGGAGGCCUUCAUGAAGAAAGUCAAACAGAACCCCUACACUCUGUUUGUCCUCAUUCAUGACAACUCGCAUGUUGACCUCACAAGUGCCCUGUCAGGCUCUGUGUGCCACGGGGAGCUGCAGGGUUUGGCUGACCGGGUGGUGAACUGCCAAGAAGUCUUGGAUGCCAUGAACCUCUUGGUCCUGCAGGUCAGCUGCUUCCCUUAUACUCUGCAGACCCGCCAGUCUCGAAUCAGCAUCCACAACGAAGUUCACUGGCCGUCAACCGAAAAUCUGCAGAGGGAGCAGUCUGCUGAUAAGUUGGUCUACUUUGGCCUGAGGGAUUACAGCAGAUCCCUGCAGUGGGGCAUGGCCAGUCCUAUUCUGCGCUAUGAUGAUGCAUUUGAGAAAAUGGUUCAUACUCUGCUGGAAAGACAUCCGCACCUACACAGCAUGGUGAUCCGCAGCUAUCUGCUGAUUCAGCAGUACACUGAGGCCAUGAUGGCCCUCACCUCUUCUCCGUCCCUGAGGGAUCACAUAACACCAGAGACCCUUGCCAUGGUAGAGGACUUGAUCAACGCCCCAAGCAGAGAGGGCUCCCAGGGCCGUGGCCACAUGCUGCUGGUCCGCAUCCCCUCACUGCAGCUGGCGAUGUUGGCCCGAGAAAGACUAGAGGAUGUGAGGGACAAGCUGGGACUCCAGCUGUGCUUCGCUGUGCUGCUGGGAAGUCCUGUGUCAGAGCUCAGCCUGCACAGAAACUUUACCAGUCGCCUCAGGGCUUGGCGAGGCUGUGAGAAUGAAGACUGGGCACCACACACCUAUGAGGAUCUGGAAGGGCUGCCCUGCAUCAUCAUCCUCACAGGCAAAGACCCUCUUGGAGAGACUUUCCCCAAGUCUCUGAAAUACUGCGACCUGCGUCUGAUAGACUCCAGCUACCUGACUCGUACAGCCCUGGAGCAGGAGGUGGGUCUGGCAUGCAGCUAUGUAUCCAGGGUUGUUGUCCCAGAGCCAAAAAAGGCUAUGGCCCCUCGGGAAUCAGAUGGAGAGAAGGUCACCACCAGCUUGAAUGAUGGAGAUGAGCUGGAAAGACCUCAGAGCAAUGGCAGCGAUGCAACCCGAACUUCUGGCUCUUUGGCAGAGAAUGGUGUCAGCUCAUCUGAUGUUGCAGACUCUUUCCAAAAACCCUCCACUUCUACCUCGCAGCUUGAAGGUGUGGUCACCAUAGACACAGGCACGACAACACAUGGAUUUAAGCAGGAGUGCGACUCUCUGGGAACCCAGCUCUCUUCAGACCCUUCAAAAGUCUCCAAGGCUCCUCCAUCCCUCUACUCCAGUUCAUCAUCUUCCGCCCCCUCACCUUCUUCAUCCUCCACCCAGAGGCCCAGCCAAUCCACGCAGUACGAUCAAGAGUCCACAAGAGCAUCACCACGAACAGUCAUUUUGUCCCGAGCGGCUUACAAUCUGCUGUCGGGGGAGUCCGGGAGCCAGCUGAGCUCUUCCUCGCUGCUGCCACAUGCAGAUGUUGCCUGGAGCAGUCCGCUCAGGCCCCUUAUCACUCACACCCUGCAGGGGAUGGAGCAGAGCAUGUACUACCGCCAGUGGGCCAUUGCGCGGCAGCAUCAUGCUGAUUAUGAAGCACCUUCUGUGCCACAUCCACGACGCUUGCUACUCAGUGGACCCCCACAGGUGGGUAAAACUGGUGCCUAUCUGCAGUUUCUACGUAUCCUGUUUCGUAUGCUCAUCAGACUGUUGGAGGUAGAUGUGUAUGAUGAGGAUGAAGAGGAGGAAGAAAGUUCAGAGGUUACAACUCUAAUAAGUACCCAGUGGCCUGACAUUGAGGAGAUCCGAAAGCUGCCCUUUGACCCCAACCUCCGAGAUCCUAAAUUUAGGAAAGCCAGCCCUGUUUACUCUGACAAGAUGCCGAAGUUUUUUAAAGAUUGUAAGCAAGAUGAACAGAGCCAAACUCCAGCCCCGCGACCGACCAAGUCAAUACGUCUGACUAGGUUUGCUGCCCACAACGCCUUUCAUCACUGUGAGCAGUGCCAUCACUACUGUGAAGCAGGCCUGGCUACACAGCUGUCAGAGUGCACCUUUCAUGCUUUCACGUUCUGCUCGUCCAUGCUGGGAGAGGAGGUCCAGCUCCAGUUUGUCAUUCCCAAGUCUAAGGAGGCGCACUUUGUUUUCAGUCAGCAGGGCAGCCACCUGGAGAGCAUGCGUCUGCCUCUGGUCACCAACAGGGACCCCGACCUCCUGAAGAGUCCGAUCUUCACCCCGACCACAGGACGCCAAGAGCAUGGCCUGCUCAACAUUUUCCAUGCCACAGAGGGCGCCGCUCAUCUCCACAUCCUCGUGGUCAAACAGUUUGAGAUGCCUCAUUAUAGGAAGUACUGGCCCAACCACAUCUUGCUUGUCUUGCCUGCUAUGUUCAACAACACUGGAGUUGGUGCUGCUCGCUUCUUGAUCAAAGAGUUGUCAUACCAUAACCUCGAGCUGGAGAGAAACCGACUGGAGGAGCAAAGUGUCAGGAGGCAAGAUGUAUGGCCUUUCAUUGUCAUGAUGGACGACUCCUGUGUGCUGUGGAACGCCCACGAGACAGUAGAAGGAAGUGAGACAGCAGAUGGAAGCUCAGGUCUCAGCAGCGUGUCUCUGAAAACAGUGCUGCAGCACAUGGAGAACACACCUAAAAUCUCCCAGUACGCCAUGUGCGGCACACGUAAAUGGAGCAGCAACUUGGCUCGCAGGCCUCCCAGCAGCCCCUUCAGUCGGUGUCACCUCCAUGACUUUGUCAUGCUUAAUGUGGACCUGACGCAGAAUGUCCAGUAUGACCUUAAUCGGUAUGGCUGUGAGGAGGUGGACUUUAACCUUAGGGUUAACAGCAGUGGGUUGUUGCUGUGCCGCUUCAACAACUUCUGCCUGAUGAAGAAACACAUUCCAGUUGGGGGAACAAACAAAGAGUUCCUGGUCAAACCUAAACUCAUGGAAAUGGAAAACCCAGCUCUAAUCGGCCCAUCGCAGUAUGUUUGUGCCCCAGACAGCGAACAGACCCUCCUCGACGCCCCGGCCCAGUUCCUUCUGGAAAGGUUCCUCCAGAGCUGCAGUCACAGGCUAUUUCCAAAGGCUGUUAAGAACAGAGACAACCCAGUUCUGUCCAUCGACAGCUACCUCAACCUCAGCCCGGAGAUUUCUGUGUGCUACAUCAACUCUCGUCCACACUCCACCAACCUGAACCAUGAGGGGCUGGCGUUCAGUGGCCUGAUCCUUUACCUCUGUGACUCCUUCGUUGUUUCUGGACUCCUCAAGAAGUUCCACUUCCUCAAAGGUGCCACCCUCUGUGUGAUCUGUCAGGACCGAAGCUCCCUGCGUCAGACCAUCGCCCGCCUGGAGCUGGAGGAUGAGUGGCAGUUUCGCCUGCGGGACGAGUUUCAGACGGCAAACUGCAGCGAGGAUCGGCCCCUCUACUUUUUGACCGGCCGCCACGUUUAAACCUGCUCUGGUCUACAGCACUGCUGAAGAAACACAAUCAGAUUUGACUCCAGACCAUCAUGCAAUUAAAACUCUUAUCAGACCAAUGACAGAUCAGCAGGGAAAUGCUGGAACACAAUGUCCGAGGACGCACGGCCACCUGGUGCGCCUUUCCUUACAUCAGUGCUACCACAGCAGAUCGUGCCUGGCUCUAAAGAGGGUCAGUGAAUGUUUUUAACUCUCGCUCUCUUCUUGGCUUGUCUUCACUUGAGCUUGUGUUGUAGUGAAAAAGACUUUGCUGAGAGGGGAAAAAAAAAAAAAGCACAGCUGAAACUGAACUUCAUUUGUUUUGGUGUUGUUCUUUGGACUCUUGAUGGAUAAUGUGACUAUUUGAAGAAUGUAUUUUGAGUCCACUUUGUCCAGUCCUUGAUGUACGUGUUUAUCUCAGGAUUUCUAAAGGGAGGUCAGAGGGAGGCUGCUUCACGUUACCGUUACCAUUCUCACAUUGGCACAAUCAAAUAUUGCAUUUCAGCAGGGACUUGGCAGGUUUAAGGCCAUUUAACAUUUGCGUUUUCACAUUCAUUUGAGCUUCGUAAUGUGUGAAAACAACUUUACCAUUAAGUUUUUUUUUUUUUUUUUUUUAAAGCACCAAAGACAUCCUUAGCUGCACUUUUUCUUUUCCCUUUGCUUACCUUGACCCUUCUCUACAGCUUUUUCUCAAACUCCAUAAAGCUCGUUUACUAUAAAAUGUCUCCUUGUAAUUUGGCAAAGAUAUACGCAAAAGUUUGGUCUUUACUGGAUUUCCAUCAUCAGGAGUGCCUCUGCUGAAACCUGUGGGAAUGGAACAAUAGGCGACUAUUUGAUUUAGCUCAGUAAACCUGUAAUAUCCUUUUCUCUUGUGGUUCUAAAUUAGUCAUGUGGGAUUGAUAAUCCCACUUGAGUCGGCUUUAGUUGUCACAUGACUACAUUUCAUGUGAAUUUAUCCAAAAUAAUCUCAACCAAGUGGAUGUAUAAGUUGUGUCUUUAGUAUUUUCCUUUUUUGUUUCAAUAUAAAUCUGUGAAGUUGGUCUAUAGGUGUUGGGGUUUUUAUGUUUUUGUUUGUUUUAAACACUUAAACUGCAUCCACACAGGAAGCAAUUUGCUCAUCGCACUUUGCUAGCAGAUAUUCGAUUGCCUAGGUAACCCUCUAAUGUAUGAAUUUACUGCCAGGUCAUACCAGGUCAACAGUAUCCUGCACUCUCAUUGGCAGUUGCUUCAAUUGCUCCUCUCCAAGUUGAGAGAAGUUUAUCUCGGGAUCCACCGAUUUAGCAUCACCAUCAUUUUUUUUUUUUUCCCCACCUGUAGUCACUUUCUGUGGUCUCACAUCACUUCCAGUGUAGAUGCUGAGUCACAGCAGCCAGAGCUCAUAAAAGAAAGUGAAUGACAUUCUGCGACUAUGGGCAGAACAAUCUCUGGUGGCAGCAGAUGGGGAUGGGAGGGGUCCCAAGUUAAACUUUUCUCAGCUUUGAAGGCACAGCUUACAGCUGAUUGGCAUACUGGGUUGUAAUACACUAGAGGGUUACCUAGGUAACCAUAACCAGAAGAAUGUCUGAUGCUCGAUGAGUGAAUUGUUUCCUUGUUUUGUUUUUUUUUUUGUCUUACCUGUUAAUGUGGAUGCCAAUCGGUCUACUUAGAUGUAUAUUCUGACAGUCAUUUUUUACAUAAUCAGUGAAGUGUACCAAGCAAGCUCCCUCACUGCCAACUAUCCUGCUACUGAGCAUGCCUGAGGUGACACCUCCUGCUUUAAUGUUGUGACGUUGAUUGUUUUAUUGAAGACAUUUGCUCCCAUCCACAUUGCUCAACCCAGUUUCGACCCUUGAAAUAAAGGGUAACAACCGGGUUUAUGCAUAUACUUGAAGGAUGAAUGUUUUUCUAAGUUUCUGCACAUGGUUGUCCAAAGAAUAUGCCUUAAGCGAUGUUUCAACACAGUCUCUGCUCAAGUCGCUCAUUUAUUUUUAUUUUUAUUUUUUGGACCAAUGAGAAUGAAGAAACCUUUUAACUGUGAGUAGGAGGAAUGUUGUUUGUCUCUGUGUAUAGAGAGAUGAAAUAAUUGGAUUUUGGACUACUGUACUGUUUAAAGCUUUGUUUACAUUAUUAAUAUAUUCUGUCACCCCCCUUACCUACCGAGGGUUACUGAUGGUUUUUAGUGUUGUGUAAUGUUUGCCAGUAUAUUUUGGUCAUGUCUUUUGACAUGUUUAUGUUGCAAAGGCAAGAAGAAUCUACCUAGAUUUGAUUUUUACUAUAUGUCUUUUAUCCCCUUUUUUUUUUUUUUUUUUUUUUUAAUUGAAAAUGAGAAUUGGGUCUGUAAGGAUUUUUUUUUUUUUUUAUUUAUUUGAAAAGCAUUUGGGACUGAUAAUCAUAUUGAAGUGUAUUAUUUGAUUGCAACCUAAGUUCACUUAGGCCAAGGGACCGUGUUCUCUUCAAAACUGUUCACGAAAGCUUUGCACAAGACACAAACGAAUGAUUCCUAGAUCAACUGAAUGUCACUGGGGGUUUGUAAAUGUUGGACUUGCACUAUACAAGUUGCCAGCUUAAAGAAUUAUUUCCAUACUAGGAAAACAGUUAAGUUCCUUUAACCCCCAGAUUUAAUAUAAUAGUGAUGAUCAAAACAUUGGGCAGCAGAAUGUGUUUUUCUUUUUGAUGAUUCAGUACUUAAUAUGCAACUUGCUCCCACAAUCUUAACUGAAAAUGUGUUCGAUAACCAUGUGCAGCACAGUGGUAGCCUUGGUGCCUGGUUGAUCUACCUCAUGUUUACCAUUUUGGUUGCAGGCUGUGAAUAUCUUAACAUUAGAGCCAUGAUGACGUUGUUUAAAAUGU
Messenger RNA from Archocentrus centrarchus (flier cichlid), 8947 nucleotides. It is a transcript of the gene greb1l, whose product is annotated as GREB1 like retinoic acid receptor coactivator. Gene Ontology annotation, biological process: kidney development; multicellular organism development. The transcript has 34 exons. The record is from RefSeq and is a predicted model, not a curated record. Lineage: Eukaryota; Metazoa; Chordata; Actinopteri; Cichliformes; Cichlidae. The coding region runs from base 278 to 6112 and encodes 1944 amino acids.